GAGUGGAUCCCGAACAACGUCAAGUCGGCGAUCUGCGACAUCCCGCCCAAGGGCCUCAAGAUGUCGACGACGUUCAUCGGCAACUCCACGGCCAUCCAGGAGACGUGGAAGCGCGUGGCGGAGCAGUUCACGGCCAUGUUCCGCCGCAAGGCGUUCCUCCACUGGUACACGGGCGAAGGCAUGGACGAGAUGGAGUUCACGGAGGCCGAGUCCAACAUGAACGACCUCGUCUCCGAGUACCAGCAGUACCAGGACGCGACCGCCGAGGAGGAGGGCGAGUUCGACGAGGAC
Messenger RNA from Aureococcus anophagefferens, 291 nucleotides. RefSeq names its product Beta-tubulin-like protein. The record is from RefSeq and is a predicted model, not a curated record. Gene Ontology annotation, biological process: microtubule cytoskeleton organization; mitotic cell cycle. Gene Ontology annotation, cellular component: microtubule; cytoplasm. The transcript has a single exon. The annotation marks the transcript as partial. NCBI's taxonomy places the organism in Eukaryota, Pelagophyceae, Pelagomonadales, Pelagomonadaceae. Gene Ontology annotation, molecular function: GTP binding; GTPase activity; structural constituent of cytoskeleton.